GCCGCGGCGAGCGGCGGCGGUGCCGGGGAGCCGCGCGGGGCCCGUGCGAGUGCCGGCGCCGGCCAUGGGCGUGUGCGUGCGUGCUGUGCUGCGGGUGCUGGUGCUGCAGGCGGCCUGGGCUCUGGGCGGCGGCCAGCUGCGCUACUCGGUGCCGGAGGAGGCCGAGGGCGGCACGGUGGUGGGUCGCCUGGCGCAGGACCUGGGCCUGGAGGCGGGCGAGCUGGAGGCGCGUCGGCUGCGGCUGGUGGCGAAGGGCCGGCGGGCGAGCGUGGAGGUGAGCGGGGCGAGCGGGGCGCUGGUGGUGAGCUCGCGGCUGGACCGGGAGGAGCUGUGCGGGAAGAGCGCGCCGUGCGCCCUGCGCCUGGAGGUGCUGCUGGAGCGGCCGCUGCGCGUCUUUCACGUGGAGCUGGAGGUCACCGACAUCAACGACAACGCGCCGCUCUUCCCCGCCGCCCGCAAAAACCUCAGCGUAUCGGAGAAUUCCCCUCCCGGCUCGCGCUUCCCGCUGGAGGGCGCGUCGGACGCAGAUAUCGGAGCCAACGCGCAGCUCUCCUACAAACUCAGCCCGAGCGAGCAUUUCGCUCUAGAAGUGAAAUCCGCGGAUGAAAACAGGAAAUCGUUAUUUCUGGUGCUGUCGAAGGCUCUGGACCGGGAGGCGAUGCCUGUGCACCGGCUGCUGCUGACGGCGAGUGACGGGGGCAGACCGUCGCUGUCGGGCACCAUGGAGCUGGUGGUCUCGGUGCUGGAUGUGAACGACAACGCGCCCGAGUUCAACCAGUCGGUCUAUAAAGUGCAGCUGUCAGAGAACGCUGCAGAGGGGACGCUGGUUUUGCGCGUGAGUGCCACGGAUCCGGACGAGGGAAUGAACAGCGAAGUGACAUAUACAGUCACUAACGUAAUCCCUGGUAGAGGAAAAAACCUGUUCUUGCUAGAUCCAAGCACAGGGCAGAUGAGGCUCGCGGGUCCCCUGGAUUUUGAGGACGUUCGUCUAUACGAGAUACAAGUGGAAGCGAAAGACAAGGGUUCGCCUCCAUUGUCUGGACACUGCAGUGUGGAGCUGGAGGUGCUGGACGUGAACGACAACGCGCCGGAGGUGUGGGUGACGUCGCUGUCGGUGCCGGUGCCGGAGGACGCGGCGCUGGGCACGGUGGUGGCGCUGCUGAGCGUGUCGGACCGGGACUCGGGGGCGAACGGGCGCGUGCGGUGCGCGGUGUGGCCGGCGGCGCCGUUCGGGCUGGUGGCGACGUUCGAGGGCUCGUACUCGCUGGUGCUGCGGGAGGCGCUGGACCGCGAGCGGGUGGCGGAGUACGAGGUGGAGGUGCGGGCGGAGGACGGCGGGGCGCCGCCGCUGCGCGCCAGGCGCGGGCUGCGGGUGCCGGUGUCGGACGUGAACGACAACGCGCCGGCAUUCGCGCAGGCCGUGUACACGGUGCUGGCGCGGGAGAACAACGCGGCGGGCGCGGAGCUGGCGCGGCUGUGGGCGCGGGAUCCGGACGAGGCGGGCAACGGGCGCGUGAGCUACUCGCUGGCGGAGGGCGUGGCGGGGGGGGCGUCGCGCUCGGCGUCGAGCUACGUGUCGGUGGAGGCAGAGAGCGGGCGUCUGUGGGCGCUGCAGCCCUUGGACUACGAGGAGGUGCAGGUGCUGCAGUUCGAGGUGCGCGCGGUGGACGCGGGGGAGCCGGCGCUGUGCGGCAACGCCACGGUGCAGCUCUUCGUCGUGGACGAGAACGACAACGCGCCGGCGCUGCUGCCGCCGGCGGGCGGCGGCGCGGGGCCCUGGGCGGGCGGCGCGUCGGGGUCGGCGUCGGCGGGGCCGUCGGCGUCGGCGUCGCUGUGGGCGUGGGCGGCGUGGGGGUGGCCGGCGGGGCAGGUGGUGGCGAAGAUCCGCGCGGUGGACGCGGACUCGGGCUACAACGCGUGGCUGCGCUACGAGCUGCGGGAGCCGCGGGGCAAGGGCGCGUUCCGCGUGGGGCUGUACAGCGGCGAGGUGAGCACGGCGCGGGCGCUGGAGGAGGCGGACGGCCCGGGGCAGACGCUGCUCAUCGUGGUGCGGGACCACGGCGAGCCGGCGCGCUCGGCCACGGCCACGCUGAGCGUGUCGCUGGGCGAGGGCGGCGAGGCGGCGCUGGCGGCGGCGGCGGCGGGCGCGGGCUCAUCGUCGUCGGGGCUGCGGCCGGCGGCGGGCGCCGAGGGCGGCGGCGGCGGCGGCGCGGCGGCGACGGCGACGAACGUGUGGCUGGUGGUGGCCAUCUGCGCGGUGUCGAGCCUCUUUCUGCUGGCGCUGGUGCUGUACGGGGCGUGGCGGUGUGCGCCGCGGGCGGCCGUGCUCUCGGGGCCCGGGCCGGCGACACUGGUGUGCGCCAGCGAAGUGGGCAGCUGGUCGUACUCGCAGCGGCAGAGCCGGAGCCUGUGCGUGGCGGACGGCGCGGGCAAGAGCGACCUCAUGGUUUUCAGCCCCAACUUCCCGCCGCCCGCCGGCGGCGCGGCGAAGGAGACGCCGCAGGAUCCGCCCGCUCUGCUGGACACGGUCAGUGGCACUUUCUUUUCUCCUCCCAUCCCACCCUUCCGCCUGCCCUGA
Messenger RNA from Rhea pennata, 2578 nucleotides. RefSeq names its product protocadherin alpha-3-like. The record is from RefSeq and is a predicted model, not a curated record. Gene Ontology annotation, cellular component: plasma membrane. Gene Ontology annotation, biological process: homophilic cell-cell adhesion. Gene Ontology annotation, molecular function: calcium ion binding. Bases 65 to 2578 code for a protein of 837 amino acids. NCBI's taxonomy places the organism in Eukaryota, Metazoa, Chordata, Aves, Rheiformes, Rheidae. The transcript has a single exon.